Messenger RNA from Colossoma macropomum (tambaqui), 4629 nucleotides. RefSeq names its product suppressor of cytokine signaling 3b (gene socs3b). Gene Ontology annotation, molecular function: 1-phosphatidylinositol-3-kinase regulator activity. Lineage: Eukaryota; Metazoa; Chordata; Actinopteri; Characiformes; Serrasalmidae. The transcript has 2 exons. The record is from RefSeq and is a predicted model, not a curated record. The coding region runs from base 405 to 1079 and encodes 224 amino acids. Gene Ontology annotation, biological process: phosphatidylinositol phosphate biosynthetic process; intracellular signal transduction. Gene Ontology annotation, cellular component: phosphatidylinositol 3-kinase complex.
AGCCUUUUUGAAAAUAUCAGUCUGCUCUCACUCGAUGAGAAGAACAGAACUUCCACUACCCCUCAUCUGGGGGAGAUGUGAGAAGGUUUACCAACCGAAUCCGAACUGAUAGGCAUUAAAUCAUUUUCCACAGCAGCAUCACUUGUUAAAAGGGUCCCACACGGAGUGCUACAGCCCUCUGGUUAAAAAAGGACACACCUUGGAGAUUGGGAUCGGAUAAGACUUUCAAGCUGCAUCCCUUACCCAUUGAGACGUCAUUGCUUCUUGAUGUUGAGGAGGCAGUGGAACUCUGGGCUUUGUGUUGCUGCUCCCCGGUGCACGGGCGCCCUGGCUGGGACGGCCCCUCGGCCCUGGACCCCGAGCCCCAGCGGCGGCUGGGCGGGACAGGGCGCAGGCAGAGCGCCAUGGUAACGCACAGCAGGUUUGACGGCGCCAUGAGCAGCAGCCCCUUCCAAGGCGGAGUGCGCCUGCCCCCCCACCGCUACAAAACCUUCAGCUCCAGGGCGCAGUAUCAGAUGGUGCUGGCGGCUGUGCGCAAGCUGCAGGAGAGCGGCUUCUACUGGAGUGCCGUGAGCGGCAAGGAGGCCAGUGCCCUGCUGAGCGCUGAGCCCCCUGGCACCUUCCUGGUGCGGGACAGCUCUGACCACCAUCACUUCUUCACCCUGAGUGUGAAGACGGCCACCGGCACUAAGAACUUGCGCAUCCAAUGCGAUGCAUGCUCCUUCUUCCUGCAAACGGACCCCCGGAGCUCGCAGGCUGUGCCGCGUUUUGAUUGCGUCCUGAAACUUAUACAUCAUUACAUGCCCUCGGCCAGAGGAGCAGGAGCCACCACGUCUGUGGUGCAGGCUGGAGUGGACAGUGUCGAUGGCAGUAGCGGGGCAGAUGGGAGUACGUACUUCAUCUACUCCGGAGGAGAGAAGAUUCCACUGGAACUGCUCCGGCCGCUGGCCUCCAGCAUGUCCAGCCUGCAGCACCUCUGCCGUAAGACCCUUAACGGCCACAUAGAUGUGUCCACUAAGCGGGACCAGCUGCCUCAGACGCUUCAAGAGUUCCUUGAGGAGUAUGAUGCACCCAUCUAAACUGCCACCAUAUGGUUCUGGAGCAGAGAUGCUCAACCAGGUGUGUCUUUAGAUGUGCAGAACUGUAUGGGCAGUGGCAGAAUUGACCAGCAAAAGCCCAUAAAAAGAUGGGAGAGUGGAGCAGUGCCACAAGCACCAGAGUUUAAUAAGGGUGUGAAUGAUUUGCUCCGAAAAGCUCUUGGCAUCUAUCAGUAUUGCAGACCAGCCAUGGUCUACCGUGCCUUUGACCUCUGUAGUGUGAACUUUGGGCAGUGGGUUGCUGUAUGUGAUGGACAGCACAAAGUAUGUACAAACUGUUGAACUGACAGCAGAGCAGUUGUGGACACGAGUGACAGCAGAUCGCUCGGUCGUCGUUUUUAGCCCCCAGCUUUUUAUUCUUGGAUCUGUUCUGAAAACAUAGACCCUGUUGAAGAUUCACACAAGUAACAUAAAGUUAGUACAAGGGUUAAGUGUGCUGCUGUGGCUGACGUCCAGCCUUUUGCCAUAGGAAAAGCUCUCUCACACCUCCUCAUCCCCUGUUGACAUUUUGACACUGCUGAAAGGAGAGUUCUGGCUGUCCGUGUUCGAGGGAGCGCCCAGAGCCGGGUGUUUGCAGUGACAUAUACAUUUCCACUGGGGCUUGCCAAGCAUAACUGCCUCAUGAGUAGGCGCAGGGAAGCGAACGGGGCGGCUACUCACUACUGGCACCGCUGUGUCAACACUGGCCACUAUGCGGGGUCACAACACAAGACUGAUGUUUCAAAAACUCGUUGAGACGGAAGGAUCAAAGCAGACAGGAGAGGCCUGUUUCUACAGGCGGUUUCAACCUCUGAUCUUACACUUCUCUCUGAAGGAAAACUCGGCCGACUGUUGUAACUUUGUUCUCGACAGGAACCAAGGUAAACAGUUUCAGUUUUGCUGGGAAAUGGCCGAUGAAUAUAGAACAACACGCUAGUGAAGAAAUCACAAUACAAUACAAACUUCCAAGAGCUGACCGUUUCAUGUACUGUGAAGAAAAGCCAAGCACAGUAUGCAAGACCCUUAUUUACUGGUCCUGGAGUUUGACAUGGAGGAUUGUGUUCCUCUAAAAGCAGGGGCGUUCGUUCAGACUGUAUGUGCUAAGGAGUAAUCAGUCAUGCCUCGUAACCCUCAUUCAAUAACAAUGACGUAGUGUUUCUUUCAGCAGGACAUGCUCUCUACAAUUAAAUGAAUGUAUUGUGAGUCAAUGGAAGGGCUUAUGGUUCCACUUGUAGUUCUUUGCUUUUUUGUAUUUUGUCCAAGAGACGAUGUUUACAUGUGUCACCACAAGAGGACAACAUGUUUUGUACUCUGUCUUUUAUAAAGAUGUGGCAUCUUAAGGUCUAGUCUAAUGACCCACAGUGCAAGCUUGAAAAUCGGAAAAAACAAAGGCAUUACAAUAAAAAAAUGCAGCAAGGAACUUUGCACAUAUUUAUAUUUAUAAAAUAUUUCAAUAAUUUAUAUUAAAGAGUACUAUUUUUACAAAACAGAUCUUGCUGUGUGCUUUAACUUCUUGACAAAAUGCAUUCUUCAGUUUCGUUAUCACAUGCAUCCAUGCACAGUUUGAUACUCGUCCUGUUUUUUUUUUUCUUUUGCUUGAGCAUUCUGCGUAGAAAACAGAUUUCCCCCUUGCUGUACACAGACACACACACUUGCUGAUGGAAAUACCACAGCUACUCUCUCUCAUAAACAAAGAACUGAGGCUCUCUUUUUUCACUCCUUCAUGUUUUGUGUGUGUUCUCACAGGAUGUCACCUUGUGCAUUCUCUUCAGCUCAAAGCUAAACUCUGCGCCUCCUCUCACCUCAGAGCUCUAAUAACUUCCUUUAUAACUAUAUCCCACGACAUCACACCAAUCUCAUGUAAAACAGCUGCAUAGCCAUGUAACAUCAAGUCGCAAUCCAGCAGUUCACAUUAAAUAUGUGUAAUAUCUUCCCAGUUUUUUAUCGUUUAUGAAAUCUUAUUUGCUGUAUUACAUGAGCUGACUUUGCUGCUGUAUUUAAAGUCGGCAGACUUUUUUCCCCUUGCUCUGAGCACCAGACUCCAAGCUCUUAAUGAUGCCUCAUUGAUUACUGACUCCCUGAUUGAUUAUUUUGCACUGUAAGUAAAAGCUGUUAUCAGAUCUCUGUCUUCUUAUUAUUGUAAUUAACACACUGUAAGAGUAGUAGCCAAUGAAGCACCACUUAAUGGCGAAGUGAAAAUGAAAUAAAUAGUCUUGGAUGGAUUCCCAAGUCAAGCUGGAUGCAUGAAGUGGUAAGACCUCUGUCAUAAUCUAUCUGAGCACUUCUAGCAAAGCAACUUACCUAAUGCUCUUCUUUUGACUAUGGGAAAGCCCAUUUCUUCACAAAAAGUGAAACACAGAUAGCAAUUAUUACUGUAUUGUUGCUAUCAUAGAGCAUUGUUCUAUAGAGUAAUUCAUUGUGCUGUUUCAAAGUUUAGCCACUCAAAAAUUAAGGCAUCACUCUCUGUCCAAGACUUUAAUAACAUAGUAAUAGUGAGAAGAUUUGGUCACAGAUUUGAUUAUUACAGUGGAGGAAAACCUGUCCCAGUCUGAACAUUUCAGAGAUUUACAGUGAACAAAUUUCCAUUCACAUUUUAAUAUUAUGUAAGGCAGCAGGUGUUUCUAUUUGCAUAUUACACACCUCACAAUUUAUUUGCAUGGCACUAUAAUAUAAUGCUUAUUUGCAUCAAACCAGGCUUGGUCUUUCCUAAAAAUAUCGUGACACUUCUUCCUAGAAGUAUUACAAUAAAACACUGAAUUUCAAUACUGCAAUAAAAUUGCUUUUAUAACCAUUCCCAGAAAGUGGAAUCCAAGUCAUUUGCUAGGAAUGAAAGUGGCCAGUAUUACUUCUUUAAUGGGAACUAAAGUAUUUCAUCUGUAAAUAUUGUUGCAAAUACUUUAUACAUUCCUCCUUCCGAGCCACUCAGAGUGAUGGCAAUGUGGCCACUCUUACUGCAAGAACUGCCAUUUGUAUGUCUGUCUGUUCCUCUGCACAUCACAACAGCGUCAUUACAGCUAAAAUAUUCAAGUUCCAUGACAUUUAAUAAUACUGAAUAUUGGCUCAGACCACUGAAGACAAGAUUUGAAUGAAGAGUGUCCAUCUACCAACUCUCAAUAACCAUAAUAAUAAAAGAUGAUAGUAGAGGAACCCGUGGAAAAAAUGCAGAUCGGAAUGUUAUUACAAUGUUUUCAUAAUUCCACCAUGAUAUCCAUGUUUAUAGUAGAUGUUAUUGUUGUAGUACUCAAGUCCAGCCUCAGUCUUGAGAUAAGGUGGAAUCGGAAAUUGUUCUCGAACUAGGCGCAGUGCCUCUGUCUGAGGUGACUGGAACUUGAACUUGUUUUUCAAUCAUUAUUAAAUAACAGUCUUAUCUCUACAUGUUUAAAUAAAAUCUGUUCAGUGAGGGUUGAGGAUCUAAUUGAUUCUUUUCCAUGAUGACUAAACUGGGUAUUAUUUUUUAUUAUUUGUUGAUGUUCAUUGGUUCAUUGGAUUUGAUGGCAGAUCAGAAUGUUUUUAGUAUGUUUUCAUGUAAUAAUAAAAAAUGUUUUUUGGUCUA